AAAUUCAAUUACAUCAACAGACUCGACAGUUUAGACACAAACAUUUGAGACUUUGCUUGCAUAGAAAAUAUUAAAGGCACACAAGAUCCACAACAGCUGCCAUGGCUUAUCCCGGUGGUGGACAGCAAUUGGAGAUGGGUCAUGGCCCAUACCCCUCAAUGGGACCCGGUGGCACCGUGUCUCCUCAAGUACAACAAUGGUUUCGGGCUGUUGAUAAAGACCAAUCCGGUUUCAUUACAGCUAUUGAAUUAAAGGCUGCUUUAGUGAAUGGCCAAGGGCAGAAUUUCUCUGAUACAGCAUGUAAUUUAAUGAUAGGCAUGUUUGAUAAAGAUCGAUCUGGGCAUAUCAAUUUAGAAGAGUUUGACAAACUCUACACCUAUAUUAAUCAGUGGUUAGCAGUCUUCAAAACGUACGAUACUGAUCAAUCGGGACAUAUUGAUCAACCGGAAUUGUCUCAAGCACUAGGACAAAUGGGAUUUCGAUUCUCCCCAGAAUUUAUAUCAUUUCUGACAAAAAGAAAUGACCCGAGAGAGGGAAAAAUAUCAGUUGAUAAUUUCAUUGUAUUGUGUGUGCAAUUACAACGCUUUACUGAAGCUUUCAGAGCAAGAGACACACAGCAAAAUGGCACUGUGACUCUUGGAUUUGAAGAGUUCUUAAAUAUAGCUCUUAGUUGCUCUGUAUAAAUAAAUUAAAAAAAAAACAAGCUUAAGUAAUCUCAUUGAAGUCUUAAAAAUAUUUUUUUAUAUGCUUAUACCACCAAUUUUAUUGUUACAAAAAAAAGAACUUUCACAUUGACCACAUUUAUAAUUAAGUUUUUAUAUUUUGACGGGUAAUGCAUUAUGUUAUACGACUAUGAAUAAAUAAAAGAUCAUAAAUA
This is a messenger RNA of Pieris napi, 877 nucleotides long. It is a transcript of the gene Pef, whose product is annotated as peflin. The coding region runs from base 102 to 683 and encodes 193 amino acids. Gene Ontology annotation, molecular function: calcium ion binding. Gene Ontology annotation, biological process: COPII vesicle coat assembly. Lineage: Eukaryota; Metazoa; Arthropoda; Insecta; Lepidoptera; Pieridae. The record is from RefSeq and is a predicted model, not a curated record. The transcript is spliced from 5 exons.